Messenger RNA from Acanthosepion pharaonis, 648 nucleotides. Lineage: Eukaryota; Metazoa; Mollusca; Cephalopoda; Sepiida; Sepiidae. The record is from the annotation of a GenBank genome assembly.
AUGAAUUUAGAACUUCCUUCUUUCUUUCUUUCUUUCUUUCUUUCUUUCUUGCUUUCUUUCAUUCAUCCUUUCUUUCUUUCUUUCUUUCUUUCUUUCUUUCUUUCUUUAUUUCUUUCUUUCUUUCUUUCUUUCUUUCUUUCUUAUAACUUCCUUCUUCCUUCCUUUCUUUUGCUUUCUUUCAUUCAUCCUUUCUUUCUUUCUUUCUUUUUCUUUCUUUCUUUCUUUCUGACUUAUAACUUCCUUCUUUCUUUCUUCCUUUCUUUCUUUCAUUCAUCUUUUCUUUCUUUCUUUCUUUCUUUCUUUCUUUCUUUCUUUCUUUCUUUCUUUCUUUCUUAUAACUUCCUUCUUCCUUCCUUUCUUUUGCUUUCUUUCAUUCAUCCUUUCUUUUUUUCUUUAUUUCUUUCUUUCUUUUUUGCUUUCUUUCAUUCAUCCUUUCUUUAUUUCUUUCUUUCUUUCUUUUUUGCUUUCUUUCAUUCAUCCUUUCUUUCUUUUCUUUCUUUCUUUCUUUCUUUCUUUCUUUCUUUCUUUCUUUCACGUCGCGCCCAGUUGUCUGGUAGCUGCUCAGAAUUCCAGUCGAAGGAGUCACGAAAUAAACCGGCUCCCACCCCAAGAGAACGAAGAUACUUUGACACAAAUGCAGCGCGUUGA